GGUAAGCAUGGUCAUCGAUUGUCACUCUGCAAAUUCGACUUCAGGACUGACACAGCAACCUUAAUCUCGUCAAACGGGAUUCUUGUCGGUUUUUACAAGACAAAACUCUCGUGCCGCCAACAUGCACUUUACCGCCCCCAUCCUCGCACUGGCUGGCCUUGCGUACGGUCAGAUCAACGGUACCAAUGGAAUCGGCUCGACACCUUCUCAACGCUACGUUGUAUCAGCUGAUCAGGCAUAUCAAAUUGUUCAAGCAGCCGUUACAAAUGCCACUGCCAUUGGAGUGCCCCAGAAUAUUGCUGUCGUUGAUCCAUCCGGCCUCCUAGUCGCAUUCUUCCGUAUGGACAACGCCUACAUUGGAUCUAUUGAUAUCAGCCAGAAGAAGGCGAGGACUGCUGUAUUGUUCAAUGGGCUAUCUAGUGCUGGUCUAUACGACGCAAGUCAGCCUGGUGCGGCGCUAUAUGCUAUUGAACAGACAAAUGGUGGGCUCGUUGUCUUUGGGGGAGGACUGCCAAUCUGUUAUCAGGGAAAACUAAUUGGUGGUGUUGGUGUCAGUGGCGGCACGGUACCUCAGGAUGUAGAGGUUGCAACUGCUGGGCUAGCAGGUAUCGGAGCAAGUGCUACCACACCGAUGUAAUUAUAUUGAAGAAGCAUUCUGUGUCAGCUGAUAAAUCAAUAUGAGUUUACGCGACGCAAUCUUUUGAUGGAUACGC
Messenger RNA from Boeremia exigua, 713 nucleotides. RefSeq lists its product as uncharacterized. NCBI's taxonomy places the organism in Eukaryota, Fungi, Ascomycota, Dothideomycetes, Pleosporales, Didymellaceae. The coding region runs from base 122 to 637 and encodes 171 amino acids. The transcript has 3 exons. The record is from RefSeq and is a predicted model, not a curated record.